This is a messenger RNA of Seriola aureovittata, 9075 nucleotides long. RefSeq names its product myotubularin related protein 3 (gene mtmr3). The record is from RefSeq and is a predicted model, not a curated record. Bases 324 to 4058 code for a protein of 1244 amino acids. Gene Ontology annotation, molecular function: metal ion binding; protein phosphatase binding; phosphatidylinositol-3,5-bisphosphate 3-phosphatase activity. Gene Ontology annotation, biological process: dephosphorylation; regulation of autophagy. The transcript is spliced from 21 exons. NCBI's taxonomy places the organism in Eukaryota, Metazoa, Chordata, Actinopteri, Carangiformes, Carangidae.
AUCACGUAGGUUGUUGGGCUGGAGAAUUCGCUGCGAUGGCGACGACGGCUCUCUGCUGGAAAGGGACGCAGUGAAGCUGGCCUCGGCUCGGAUAUGACUAAUGUUUAUUUGAUCGAGGUUUAUUUGCUGCUUAGUAAUUGCACGGGCUUCGGAUGAAUCUUCGGCUUCUUACUUCUCAUCACUCCUUUGACUGAUUUCCAUGUCAUAUUUGUGAGAGUUUCCAAACAGGAUCACCAGGACUGCUCAUCAUCCAUUACUGAUUGUCUGUGACUGAUCCAGGCCGGAGUUCCUUGUUGGGUGACCCACACUCCUUCACAGGGGCCAUGGAGGAGGAGGGGCAGCAUAGCUUGGAGUGCAUCCAGGCCAAUCAGAUCUUCCCCAAAAAGUCCCCCGUCCUGGAGGAGGAAAACAUGCAGGUGCCCUUUCCUGAGCUGCACGGGGAGUUCACAGAGUAUGUGGGGAGAGCAGAGGAUGCCAUCAUCGCAAUGUCCAACUACCGCCUACACAUCAAGUUCAAAGAGUCUGUUGUCAACGUCCCUCUUCAGCUUAUAGAGAGCGUGGAGUGUCGGGAUAUGUUCCAGCUCCACGUGACCUGUAAGGACUGCAAAGUCGUUAGGUGUCAGUUCUCCACCUUUGAGCAGUGUCAGGAAUGGCUGAAACGCCUGAACGUGGUGGUUCGCCCUCCCUCUCGCCUGGAGGACCUCUUUUCCUUCGCCUUCCACGCCUGGUGCAUGGAAGUGUACGCCGGCGAGAAGGAGCAGCAUGGCGAGCUGUGCAGACCAGGCGAACAUGUGACCUCCUGGUUUAAGAAUGAGGUGGAGAGGAUGGGCUUUGACACUCAAAACGCCUGGAGGAUAUCUGACAUCAACAGCAAGUUCAGACUGUGCCCCAGCUAUCCUCAGCAGCUCCUGGUGCCAGCCUGGAUCACUGACAAGGAGUUGGAAAACGUGGCAGCCUUCCGCUCCUGGAAGAGGUUUCCUGCAGUGGUUUAUAGACACCAGAGCACGGGGGCUGUGAUCGCCCGCUGCGGUCAGCCAGAGGUCAGCUGGUGGGGCUGGAGGAACGCUGAUGAUGAGCACCUGGUCCAGUCCAUCGCCAAGGCCUGUGCCGUGGACAGCAGCUCCCGCAAACACCUCCCCAACGGUACCUACACCAACGGCUCAGACCUGCCUGAUACUGACUUCGAGUCCUCCAUGUCCAACAGCUCAGAAGUGGAAACGUUGGUCAUCCAGCCCCAUAAGUUACUUAUCCUGGAUGCCAGGUCCUACGCUGCUGCCGUAGCGAACAGAGCCAAGGGGGGAGGCUGUGAAUGUCCAGAGUACUACCCCAACUGUGAGGUGGUGUUUAUGGGCAUGGCCAACAUCCACUCCAUCCGCAAGAGUUUCCAGUCUCUGCGUUUCCUCUGCACUCAGAUGCCUGAUCCAGCCAACUGGCUCUCUGCACUGGAGAGCACCAAGUGGCUGCAGCACCUGUCCCUGCUGCUGAAGGCGGCGCUGCUUGUGGUCAACGCCGUGGAUCGAGACCACAGGCCCGUCCUGGUGCACUGCUCCGACGGCUGGGACCGCACACCUCAGAUCGUUGCGUUGUCCAAACUGCUGCUGGACCCGUACUACCGCACUAUUGAGGGCUUCCAGGUUUUGGUGGAGACGGAGUGGCUGGACUUUGGCCAUAAGUUUGCUGACCGCUGCGGCCACGGAGAAAACUCUGAUGAUCUGAACGAGCGCUGCCCUGUCUUCCUGCAGUGGCUGGACUGUGUUCACCAGCUGCAGAGGCAGUUUCCCUGCUCCUUUGAGUUUAAUGAGGCCUUUCUGGUGAAACUGGUGCAGCACACCUACUCCUGUCUGUUCGGCACCUUCCUGUGUAACAGCGGCAAGGAGAGGGAGGACCGGCACGUUCAGGAGAGGACAUGCUCAGUGUGGUCGCUGCUGAGACCGGCCAACCGCACACUGAGGAACAUGCUGUACUCCUCACACUCCGAGACCGUUCUCCAUCCAGUGUGUCAUGUGCGCAACCUGAUGUUGUGGACGGCGGUCUACCUGCCCAGCUCCUCCCCCACCACCCCUUCCGAUGACUCCUGCGCCCCUUACCCUGUGCCCGGUGCCAACCCGGAGGAUGCACCACUGGGCAGAUGCACGAAGACUCGCUCCUUUGACAACCUACCCAGUGCAUGUGAGCUGGGAAGCUCCCUGGCUCCUAACCGCCGCUCCAGUGACCCGAGCCUCAAUGAGAAGUGGCAGGACCACCGGCGCUCUCUGGAGCUCAACAUGGCAGUGGGGCCAGAGGGAGGGGGGAAUCAGGAUCAGGAGGUUCGGCCAAACGGAGUGGGGCCCUACCCAGACGGAGUGGACUCUGAGCUGGACGACAGCCCGCAGCCGCGCAGCUCACACGCUGAGCUCGGACAGGGAGACACUGUGAGCCCAGCAGCAGCAGGAGAGGACGCAGAGGAGGCGGAGCUCUCUGUGGCAGUGGGCGUGGCUGAGGGCCAAAUGGAGAACAUUCUACAGGAAGCCACAAAGGAGGAGGCGGCCGAUCAGAGAGAGGGAGGUGCUGCUGUCACUCAUGUUGUUGACACUGUUGACACAGAGGAGGAGAAAAAAGCAAAAGAUGAGGACGAGGACGAGCGUGCAAAUGUCAACGGGACUGAGAUGCAGAGAGAAGCAUUUGCAAAUGGUCACCUUCCAGAAAAUGGUGUAAUGGAGACAGAGGAGGAGGAUGAGUCUCCACCUCUGCCCACACAGAAGGCAGAAGAGCUGGAUGAACAGGCAGCUGAGGUGACUCAGGCACCAGAGGAUCUGGUGAAACAGGAUGUUGAAAACUCUUCUGUAGAGGAGGUUGUGCAUGGACCCAGUGACUCCGGCUCAGGUGAGCCAGAGCAGCCUGCAGCCCAUAGAACUAUAACUAAUGGCUUUGUGGACAGGUCUCCUGAAGAGCCAGAUGUGGAGGAAGAGACCUGCCCUGACUCGGUAUCUGACAGUGGUGUCUCUGAGCCAGUGGAGCAGGUGGAUAAGAGGGCCUCCCUGAUGGAAAGCUCAACAGAGACUUUAACUGAAGAGGCCUGUGGCAGGUUGGAGCUCCCAGCACAGCCGCCUGUUAGUCUGAGCCGUGCGCCCUGCAGUGACGGCAGGAAACAGCCGCCCUGCUCCAGGAAAGAGAAGGGGCUGGAGGCAGGCGAGCACGGCCUUAUCAGAACUUUAAAUGGGGGCACCAAGCGAGCCCCUGUCAGUGCCUUUCAGUCUGUGAGUGCUGACCUCAACAGGGAUGGGAUUUGUAACGGCGACAGCUCUGACGGGGAGCCCUGCGGGGGUCCUCACUGGACCAAAGGGAAUGGGGAGCGGGCCCCUCUGAGUCGACAAAUGUCCCUAGCUAGCUGUAACUCCCUGAUCCUCCAUCCGCGGGGCAGUUGCUCCCAGCACCGCUGGUGCCACGCCCUGCUGGGCCGGGCCGCCAUUAGCCCAGAGCAGCCGUCACGCAGUCACCUUGACGAUGACGGACUGACGCUGCAUACUGACGCCAUCCAGCAGAGGCUAAGGCAGAUCGAGGCGGGGCACCAGAUGGAAGUGGAGACUCUGAAGAAGCAGGUGCAGGAGCUGUGGAGUCGCCUGGAGAAUCAGCAGCACAUCAGCUCUCACAGGAUCAACGGAGACAUGGGAGACGAAGUGACCUCAAUGACAGACUCGGAGUACAACCUGGACCCAAACUGUUUGUCGCGCUGCAGCACAGAGCUCUUCUCGGAGGCCAGCUGGGAGCAGGUGGACAAGCAGGACACUGAGGUCACUCGCUGGUACCCUGACCAUUUGGCAGCCCAGUGUUACGGCUGUGAGAGCAGGUUCUGGCUCGCCACCAGGAAGCAUCACUGCAGUGGCAGGGAGCCUGUCCAGGAGGUCUGGAACUGCGGUAAUGUGUUCUGCGCCAGCUGCUGUGACCAGAAGAUCCCAGUGCCAAGCCAGCAGCUGUUUGAGCCCAGCCGCGUCUGUAAGACCUGCUACAGCAGCCUCCGGCUCACCUCGGUCCCCCUUGACCUGGAGCUGGAGAAACCCAUCACAGCCAGCUCCAACUGAGGCUCAGAGGACCGGGACAGGAGAGCGAGUCGGGCUGAGCUGCCAGCCGCUGACACAGGCCCACUGCUGAAGAAGAGCACAGGAGCUACACAGAAUGUCCCAUGUACUUUGUGUGUGUGUGGCAGAUAUGGAAUUUAAUGUGUAUAUACAGAGGAUGGCGUGGUGGCGGAGCUGAAUGACGUGUUUGCAAGAUGCCGAGCGCUCUGAACAGUGGGUGUGCACAGGGGUUGGUGGUGUGCGAGAGUGUGUGUGUGUGAGAAGAAAUUGCACAUUCGCCACACAGAGGGUCUGUGGCAGUGAUGGGACUGCACUCCGAAGCCAGAGGAGUGAGGAUGGACAUCCUGGUGCCUUGGACCAGGCAGGCAGAGAAGGUCGUCUCACUGUGUCGCUGAAGUAGAUUCAGUGGCUUGGUCCAUUGAAUCUGCUUCCCCCGCUCAUCCACGCUUCUCAUCAGACUUCUACACCAUCGUGGACUUCUUCUUCUCUCUAGAGGCUGUGAGGUCAGAGGUGAUGUGGAAGAUCUCCGGGCAGCCGCGAGAUAGUCCCUCAGCAUCAGAAAUGUCUGGAUAGUGAUGUUCACAAAUGUUGUUUAGGGAGAAGCUUAAAGGGUCAGUUCACCCAAACUACCAAAAACACAUUUCCUCACUCCCCUCUUGAAUCUAACCUGUAUCUACAGUAUAUUUGUGGAGGUGAAAUGAAUUAGGCCUGAAAAUAUUAUUUUCUUUAUCGAUUAACCAGCAAAUCAUUUUUUCAAAAAGUCAAUGCUUCACUUUUUCUGUAAAAUGUCAGAAAAUAGUGAAAUGUAUCCAUUAAGUUGUCUCAGAGCCCAAUAUUACAUAUUUAAAUUGUUUGUUGUUUGUCUAAUCAAAUGUCCAAAAUUCUAAGUUUAGUUUAAUAACAUAUGACACAAAAUAGCAGCAUUUCUUUUUACAUCUGACAAGCUGGAAUAAGACAGUUUGUCAUUUAAAAAAAAAAAAGAUUAUUGGAUAAUUUUGUGAAAGUUUAUCAUUCAAUUAUUAUAUAACAAAUUAUUGUUUGUGGGGCUCACAGCACUUAACGUGCGUUUACAGUGGUACCCCAGUGAUCUAAUAUUACUCUUCAGUUUGAGAUUGUUGAAAGACAGGCCGACAUGUCCUGACCUCCAACAUGCUGAAUCCUACAUUUCCCAUAAUGCAAUUCCAAAGUGUUUUAAUAAUAAUAAUAUGCCGUCUGCCAGGUAACCACCCACAUCUUUCAAACUAAACACUGGCGUUCUGGUUUGUGUUAGUGGUUUCAACAUCUGAGGAGCGGUAACCCUAAUGACAUCACUGUGACAUCAUCAGGGUAAUUUGUUCAGACUUGACAAAAGCCGAAAAUUAUAUAGUAGUAGUACUCCUCGUGAUGAGUAAACUGACCUUCAGGUGUGAAAUUGGUGUUUUCCCAUAAAGGGUUAAAAACGGCGUCAUUUAUUCCCCUUCAUUCGAGGUAAUUUAAUGUAUUGGGUGAACUGACCCUUUAACGCACUGUGGGCUGAAUCUCAACAUAUUUGCUUGCUUUUGCUUUGGUGAGUUUUUAUCAGCUCUUCACACAGGAUUGCUCAGACGUGUGUAUAUACAGGAUAUACAGCUUGACAUGUAAAUACAAAACAGAAAAAAAGAAUUUUGCUGUUUGGAGUUUGUGUUUUUCAGUGUUGAGAUUCAGCCCACAGUGCAGACGAGGAAGGACGAGGGUUGUGAUCAUUAACAAAAAUGCUGUUAGGAUAUUCAAAUAGUUUUUCUUUCUUCUUUUGAAUACUGAUCUCAACCACAGUGAGGAGAGUAAAUGAUUAUGAUUGUUACUAUUCAGCCAUGUGAGUCUUACAACAGGACGUGUUAUUGAUCUGUAGAAAAGGCUUUAGAACAUCUGACCCUUUAACAGCUGACGGCCGCUCAGCUCUUCCACCCUGACUGACUGUUAUUACUCGUCCGCUGGGAGCGUAAACUGAUGUGUUGUGGCGUUGUCGGUUUGUGUCAGACAGCAGACAAGCUGCAGGUUGUUUGUGCUCGACACAGACUGACUGACUGUGUCAUCUCUCCUGUUAGCCAUACCUUCAUGCCCUUCACUCACAACAGCCCCCCUUUUCAUUCUUUUUACCCAGCAGGCACUGGGAGCUGGACUUCUCCUCACCUCUCAAUCGUGUGGUGGAAAUCAGAAGUGAAGGUGUGAAUUUGACACAUUUAAAUUUCCAUGUUCAAAUUCCUAAGACGAAUUGUUUUCUUUUUUUAAUUAUUAAUAUUAUUAUUUUGGAGGCAGCGGUGAACCGUGACCUCACUUGUGAUUUCUGCUCUGAUUGGUUGAAACGUGGAGGAGAGCAGCAGCAGCAGAAAGGGCUCUUGGCGUUUUCCUAAAAGUCUGUAACUCCACAGUCUGUGAGAAGCUUCACUGAGACGCCCUCCCUGCCUAACACACACACUCAAUGACCUUGCACACACGCUAACACACACGCACACAUACACAUUUUUUUGUAAAAUAAAUGAAUAAAAUAAUAUAUUCAGAUACCUAUAUAGCAUUUAAGAAAAAUGUAUAGAAUCCUUGAAUAGUGGCUCACUUAAUUAGUCACCAAAAAGUUUUUUUUUUUAUUUCUUUUUUUUCUUAUGUUGUCAAUUGCAUAAAAAUACCUAUAUUUUGCAGCCUGUUGAAGAUGACAGGUGUGUUUUUUUAAAUAGAGAAGCAGGGUGUCCUGUUUUGAUGCUGCAGUGGUUUUCCCUUUUAAAUGCGAUCAUUACUUUGAUUUUAUUUAUUAAGGUUUUGUUGUUGAAUUGCUGUUUUAAGAUCCAGACAAUUCAAAUUGCCACAGGAUAAUCAGUGUUUAUGAGACGAGGAGUGGAAGAUGGUUCUGAUCUGUGGCUACGAUGACCCUCGUCAUUUCUGUUUUCUAUCAGCCAAUCACAGCGUGAAAUGUGGAUGAAAUGAUUUCCCAAUCCACUUAGAAGCAAUGUAUGCAGGGGGGAGGGGGAUGGGGUGUGAAGUCAGAGGUGUCAUCGAGCAUCAUGUGACCUCUGACAAUCACAUGUCAAAAUAAAAUAACGAGUGUGUCUUUAGUCAAUGAGACGUCUAUGCACUGAGAGAACCGUGGUCCAAAACAAGCAGCCUGAACCCAAAAUAAAAGCCCCUGACUCUCACACACAACAACAGAAUUAGUUCAUUCUAACUCAUCAAACAAACAACAAACAAACAAACACUACCUCUACUUUGUACACACACUCGUUCAUGCACACACACACACACGCACACACACAGACACACAUUCACACUGAGCUUGUAAUCGCUGAGUGACUUAUUUUCCAGAUUUAUGUCAUCAAAAAGGGCCUUUUGUUGUUAUUAUUGAAAUUCUGUGUUUUGUUUUGUUUUUCCCGUUAGUCAGCUGGAGCGUUAAAGGUACAGCACACCACCACAGACUGUCAUUUUAAUGAUGAUGAUCUUGUUGAGACUGCCAAUCUUUUUAUGCCUCAUCAUCCAGUUUGUCCUGUCGGCAGAGGAGCCUGACUGCUUCUUUAGCAGUCGGCCAGAAAGUCACACGAUAACAAAGUUUUGACUGUCAGAUGAAAUGCAUUAAUAUAACUGUGAUCAUCAGCUAAACUAUUUAACCACACCGGCGCUGUAUGUGUCCCUGACAUCUCUGUUUGGAUUUCAAUGUGGUGGUAACAUGAUGGAAGUGUGCAGUGGGUGGUCAGAGCAACAACAGGCUUGAAGUGUUUUUCUCACUGUGCUCCUGUGGAAGUGGUGAAUGUGUUUAAUUCAACAGCUCAACCUUUAGUCUUUGAAAGAGAACAGAAAAAAGAGGAAUUGUUUUCCCCUCGUAGAUGCGAAGCUGUGAUUUCGGAAAAUAACAUAUUUACAAAACAAGCAAGCGAGGCAUCGAGUGACCAAACAUUCAUUUAAUUUUGAACUUAUUUAAGAUGGUGCUACUGCAGCAAGUUCAACUUUUCUCUCGUCUUCUGCAGAUAAACCAGAAUAGUGACUUGACAUUGUAGACUGUUCAGUAUAUAAUGGUGAUGUAAACCUGGCCUCUAAUCUAAGAUCCUAUUAACAGCUGAUUUACUCCAAGGCUUCACACUCCUCUCUGACUGUCUGUGUCCUAAAUGUUGAAAGAAAAGUUUGAGUUUGAUAAUGCUUCAUAAUUCACGAUCUCUUAAACACAGACUAUCAAACGUUGACUUAAUCAGAGAAAAGAUGGCCGGAUGAGACGUGUGAUUUCUAAUCAUCAGCCCAGCGUGAGGCCGAGGCUCCUUCACGCUCCCUGCAGGCCGGCAGCACAAUACUCACUCUGUAAUUUCACCACCAUCACAGGCAUGUGGGACACCAAGCUUGUCUUGUUCAACAAUCCAUGAAUGUGAAUUGUUAAAAAAAAAUGUUCUUUUUUUUUUUUUGCACAUGACAUAAUUAAUUAAUUAAUUAGACACUGCCACAGAGUGCAUCAAAAAAAAAGCUGGAAUGGAAAGUGUGCUGUGCUUUUCUGUGUUGUCAUGAGCAUGAUGGUUGGUAACUGGUCAUCAGAACACGCGUUGCCAGGAUGAUCCCUUGCUGUUUUUGUUUUGUUUUUUCUUUCUCUUGGUCUGCUUAUGUUGUAUCUCUCUUCACCUGCGCUGACGUGCUCUAUCAGAGGUGUCACUGCAACGGCCCAGUAAUCACUUGACGUGAGUGUGAACACGUGAAUGCAUCGAGCUCUGGUGUGACUGUGUGUGUGUGUGUGUGUGUGUGUGUGUGUGUGUGUGUCUCUCUCUUUUGGUGGAGACUGGUGCCAAGCAGUUUUAUUACGGGUCUCUCUCAAAGGGAUCACUCGUGCUUUUGUUUCAUUUUCCUCCUUCCCCCCCCCCCGUCUGUUUGAUAAGCACUUUGAACCUUCUCAUGUCUGUCAGAGGAGUGUGUAGCUGUACAUAGCGAUUUCCUGUAACAACAAGUGCUCCUUGUUCAGUCUGAAUAUUUUGUUUUGUUGGAUUUACUUUAAAGAGCAUUAUAUUGUUGUAGAAUUAAAGGAGAAAUAAACUAGAUAAACCUA